This is a messenger RNA of Melospiza georgiana, 1342 nucleotides long. RefSeq names its product PDZ and LIM domain 3 (gene PDLIM3). Gene Ontology annotation, cellular component: stress fiber; Z disc; filamentous actin. NCBI's taxonomy places the organism in Eukaryota, Metazoa, Chordata, Aves, Passeriformes, Passerellidae. Gene Ontology annotation, molecular function: actin binding; muscle alpha-actinin binding. Bases 131 to 1342 code for a protein of 403 amino acids. The record is from RefSeq and is a predicted model, not a curated record. The transcript is spliced from 8 exons. Gene Ontology annotation, biological process: heart development; muscle structure development; actin cytoskeleton organization.
UCUCAGGAGGUAUAAAAGGUCGGCUGCCCUGUCUGGCAGGUGCUCUGCUGACAGCAGCCUUCCUCCUACAGCUCAGCUCCUCACACAGACCCAAGGAAAAGAGAAUAGUAACAAGGAAAAUCCAUCCACAAUGCCACAAAAUGUUGUUCUCCAAGGACCGUCACCCUGGGGAUUCAGGCUCUCAGGAGGAAUAGAUUUUAACCAACCCUUAAUCAUAACCAGGAUUACACCUGGAAGCAAGGCUUCAGCCGCCAACCUGUGCCCUGGUGAUGUUAUUAUAGCUAUUGAUGGUCUAGGCACAGAGAACAUGACACAUAAUGAUGCCCAGGAGAGAAUCAAAGCAGCUACACAUCAGCUUUCUUUGAAAAUAGAGAGGGCGGGAACUAAAUUAUGGUCCCCACAAGUUGCAGAAGAUGGCAAAGCACAUCCCUUCAAGAUAAAUUUGGAAGCUGAACCUCAGGAAUUCAAGCCUAUUGGUACAGCUCACAACAGAAGGGCCCAGCCUUUUGUUGCAGCAGCAAAUAUUGAUGACAAAAGACAGGUAGUGAGCUCCUCCUAUAACUCUCCAAUUGGGCUCUAUUCAUCUGGCAAUAUUCAAGACGCGCUUCAUGGACAACUGAGGGGUCUCAUUCCUAACUCAGCGCUACACGGGUGCAGCACUCCCUCGGGGCUGGACUGCGGCAGCGGGCGCAGCACGCCCUCCUCCAUUAGCACCGUCAGCUCCAUCUGCCCCACGGAGCUGAAGGCCGCGUCCAAGAUGGCGCCCAACAUGCCCCUGGAAAUGGAGCUUCCCGGCGUCAAGAUUGUACACGCCCAGUUUAACACCCCCAUGCAGUUGUACUCAGAUGACAAUAUCAUGGAAACACUGCAAGGCCAAGUUUCUACAGCUCUGGGGGAAACACCUGUCAUAAGUGACCCAUGUCCCAACUCAGUGUGUCAGUCUGACGUGUACAAGAUGCUGCACGCCGACCAGGAGGAGCCCAGUCAGCCGCGCCAGUCUGGCUCCUUUAAGGUGCUCCAGAAUUUAGUCUCCGAGGAAGAUGGGCGCCCUGUGGGAACAAGAAGUGUGAAAGCACCUGUAACAAAGAUACCUACUGCCAUGCCUGGUGUCCAGAAAGUGCCACAGUGUGACAAAUGUGGGAGUGGGAUUCUAGGGACAGUGGUGAAGGCACGUGAUAAAUACCGGCACCCGGAGUGCUUUGUGUGCUCUGACUGCGAUCUGAACCUGAAACAAAAAGGCUACUUCUUUGUGGAGGGCCAGCUCUACUGCGAAGCUCACGCCCGCGCCCGCAUGAGGCCACCAGAGGGGUACGAAACAGUCACGGUUUACCCCAAAUGCUAG